AUGGAGUCCUACUUCAAAGACGGAGCCCAUAUAGCCUUAAUGUCAUCGCAAGAGGAACAACAAACAAGGGACCACCAGUGUUCGCAGCCAGAUCAAGCAGAGAACACUUCACCUCAGCUUUCCUGGCGCAGCUCCUCAUCAUCAUCCACCACAGUCUUCGAUUGUGAGGAGGCAAGUCAUCCUCAUGAGAGGUCUAUCGACUACAACGGCCAUGAGUGGUCUAGUGGUCCCGAGUCGUCGGACACACUGGUAGGCACCUUCAUCGCCAACCACUUUUCCAGUCUUAAGCAGAAGGGCAAGUCUGGGUACAUGCAGCUUCCCGACAAUUCUUACGCCUCGAAACCGAGGUUGGGUACAAGCAAGAAGAAAGCCGUCUGCCUCCUCCUGUUCGCGGCAACCUUGCUUGGUGCCGGAGGCAAGGCGGUACUUAAAGCUAUCAAUCAGGCCUCACACAACGACCACAAAGAUCCCUUCACUGUGUCUCUUCACGAUGAAGACUCGCUUCAAGAUGCUUCAAUAGAGAUCCCCACACUACCCCGACCCGUGCAGCCUUUCUCCGCAGAUGAGGUGCUCCCUUUCAAGUUGCAUCACGAUGACAGUGUAGAAAUUUCCACUAUUGCACCUCAGCCAUCAGCGACUAACAAGCGGCAGCUCACUUCGAUUCCAGCACAGCAGCUCUUGUUUGACAAGCAAGGAUGUGUCGAGGCAUGGGUAGGCCAAGGCACCGUAUGUGACGAAAUGAAGGUCGCUUAUCGAGAAAGACCGGAUCAUACUAGCAUCGACUUGCUCUACUCAUGGGUUAAUGGAUCUGACUGGCGUCACUCGAGUGCCAAGUGGUUGCACGGAUACCGUCCGACAGGUCGUUGGCAAGAAUAUGUUGAGGAGGAUCUGUUUCCAUCAGUGCCCUCUCCUGAGGGUAGAGACUUAUACCAACCACGAUCUGUCGCUCGCCGUUCGUUGACACAGCCAAAGCCAGUUGACGACAAGAAGCUACCUCGCAGAGGAGCAGCGAUCCGGAACCGCUUCCGCGACCACGAAGAGCUGUGCUACUCCAUGCGUUCAGCAACGAAGCACCUCCAUGGUUUGGCGAACAUUCACAUUGUGUCUCCCGACUUUUCAGCGCCGUACCACUUGCAGCCUGGAGCGAAGCAAUCGUCGCCUCCCAACGCAGUCAAAAGAGCCCUGAACAAGGUUGCCUCUACUUUGCGUCGUCGAUCUACACCGCCACCCUUCAUGCUGGACGUCCAAAGGCUCACAGAGGGCUUUGUCGGUUUGCCUUCCCAGCUUCGUAGAGUUCAAGGCCUCGGAACUGACCGCUUCACCUCGGGCGAAGGCCAAAUCCGAGAAGGCCAAGUGCCGCAAUGGCUUUCCGUCGCUAACGCGACUCACGUUGUUGCAGGUCAAGAAGCUGCCUCGCCGACCUCAACAUCCUUCCUUGACUCUCUCACACAUCUGCUCACUCCCGACGUCACAACACCCAAAGUACACCUGCAUCACGACUGGAACGCAUUUACCGAGAACUGGCUCGUAACCCACCCUCUGACCCCUGCCGAACACAAACACCGCAACGACUAUAAACGCGCUGCUUUGCCAACCUUCAACUCAAUGGCUGUCGAGUCGAUGCUUGGCAACCAACCUGGACUUAACGACAACUUCAUCUCCUCUAACGAUGACUUCUUCUUCCUAGACGAUGCGACGACGGCAGACUUCACCUCACCUUUGUUCGGACCUGUGAUGCGACUCGACUACAAUCUGGUGGUCGAAGGGAAGCAAUCGCCUGAUUCGACUCCGGGUGAAUGGUCUUCCCUCUGGCACACCAGCUGGUUGCUCGAUCAACGAUUUGGUCAACGUAGCAGACCUUACGUGCAGCACGUCCACAAGAGUUUCUCCAAGUCGCUACUGCAGGAAGCACGUGUGGGUUGGGCAUACGAGCAUGCUAAACUUGGUCUCAACAGGUUUCGUAAUGGAGGAGACAACAUUGUGACCCAUUUCUUAGCUUAUUACAACGUCGUUGAGAGACACCGCGAAGCUUUGCUUUGGAGUUUCUUCAUGCUCAGACUUGACGAGGAUGGAAACGGACUGGUCUCUUCGCAAGAACUGCAAUCUGCAAUGUCGCAAAUGGGUCUGACUCAAAAACAGAUGGCCGACGCUUCUCCUGAAGCACUGUCCACCACAACAAACCGCAACUUGACAGUAACAGUCAAACUCGCCAAACGUACCACUCUUGCCGCCAACAACCCCAACUCUGCUCUCAUCAAAACAAGCUUCCCUGUCCCACUCAAAUCUCGGUACGCCUUCACUUCUCAAGACGGUUACCCGCUGGGCGAGCUCUCCGAUCGAGUCAUUUUCCGACGUGAGGUUCCCGAUGAAGGCUUCGUAAAGGAACGAGGUUGGCGCUAUGCCUCGGGUUACGAAGCACCCAGACGAGGUGAAGGUACUUACUGGGGAUGGCCUGAUUUCGUUGAUGAGCCUGCAGCACACCCGAAGAACGAAUGGCAUAAUCGUAGGUUCGAACAUUCUGCUUGUCAGCUGGAUCUCGAUCGGUGCCUUCUCCAACCUUUUCCCCACUUGGGGCAGUCCGGGAAGGUGGAGUGGGAGCAAAUCUUCAAGCGAUUCACUCAUGUCGAUGUGUCCUGUGGUGACUGCUUGAUCCACCAUCUUGUGUCCCAAUCUGGUCAGCGGGGGUUGAACGCUUUUCUCCCGCCCUCAGACCGCACUUUUACCGGGCCCAGCGAAGAGAAAGCUUCACAUCUUGCCGAAGUCCCCCACCUUCCCCUCACAUCCUCCUUCAACAGCUCAGCCCGCGAAGUCCCUCCCGCAUUCGAAGCCGAAUCUCCCUGCUUCACCCUCUCAUGCAUUCUCUCCAACUCUGGCUACGGCCACAACACAAAUCUCCGCACAUUCGCAAGUCAACUCAUCCAACGUUACUCCUACACUAUCGCCGAGUCUCCGGUUAAGUUCGAACGACUAGAAACGCAGAAUAACGCACGAAAGAUCAUGACUGCUCUCGAAGAAUCUACCGUUCGAGAGUCUGCUUUGGAUCGAUUCCGCGACCAGUACCAGCAACAGCAUCCUCAGCCGGAAGAGUAUGCAGAAGUGGCUGUAGACGAGGAGGAGGUGGUUGGAGAAGCGGAAAAGUGGCUUGAAAGCCAAAGUCAAAUCGACACCAGUCGGCCGAUUCUAGUCUGUAUCAACGACGACAUCACCGAUCGAUGGAUCGCAACCGUUGGACCCCAAUUCACCAAGUGGCUACGCAGAAUGUGGCCCGAGAAGCAACCUUGGGAACUUUAG
Messenger RNA from Ustilago hordei, 3291 nucleotides. RefSeq lists its product as uncharacterized. The record is from RefSeq and is a predicted model, not a curated record. The transcript has a single exon. Gene Ontology annotation, biological process: N-glycan processing to lysosome; carbohydrate phosphorylation. NCBI's taxonomy places the organism in Eukaryota, Fungi, Basidiomycota, Ustilaginomycetes, Ustilaginales, Ustilaginaceae. Gene Ontology annotation, molecular function: calcium ion binding; UDP-N-acetylglucosamine-lysosomal-enzyme N-acetylglucosaminephosphotransferase activity. Gene Ontology annotation, cellular component: Golgi apparatus. Bases 1 to 3291 code for a protein of 1096 amino acids.